Messenger RNA from Apis dorsata (giant honeybee), 1443 nucleotides. It is a transcript of the gene Cox11, whose product is annotated as cytochrome c oxidase assembly protein COX11, mitochondrial. NCBI's taxonomy places the organism in Eukaryota, Metazoa, Arthropoda, Insecta, Hymenoptera, Apidae. Gene Ontology annotation, molecular function: copper ion binding. Gene Ontology annotation, cellular component: mitochondrial inner membrane. The transcript has 4 exons. Bases 107 to 781 code for a protein of 224 amino acids. The record is from RefSeq and is a predicted model, not a curated record.
UACGUCUGAUUUAAAUUCGUUUCAAAUUUCGUGAUUCGUAAUGGAAUAUUCCGAAAGAUGGCAUUGUUCGAGCAAAAGUUAAGUUUAGGUUAAAAGAAAAAGUAAUAUGUAUAUCAAAGUCUAUCGAAAAAUAUUGAAUUAUUAUGGAAAGCAAAUACACACCGAUGUAUCUAGAAUUUUAUUUAAUCAAUAUUAUGAUGCGACUCACAAAAAAAGGAUACGUUCUUCGCGUUUAUAUUGGAGCGGUUUCGGUAUUUUGGUAAUGGGUUUUACUUAUGCUUCGGUGCCUUUAUAUAGAAUAUUUUGUCAGUCGUAUAAUUAUGGUGGAACGUUAUCUGUCAAUCAUGAUAACACCAAAAUACAAUCUAUGAAACCUUUUAAGGAUAGAGUGAUAAAAAUAAAAUUUAAUGCUGAUACAGCAGCUAUGAUGCAAUGGAAUUUUAAACCGCAACAAAAUUUCAUAAAAGUUAUGCCUGGAGAAACUGCUUUAGCAUUUUAUAAAGCGCAAAAUCCGUUGGAUGUACCGAUCACUGGUAUAUCUACUUAUAAUGUAGUUCCGUACGAAGCUGCGCAAUAUUUUAAUAAAAUUCAAUGUUUUUGUUUUGAGGAACAACGACUUAAUCCGCAUGAAGAGGUCGAUAUGCCAGUGUUUUUUUAUAUUGAUCCAGAAUUCGUUAAUGAUCCUAGAAUGGAGGAUGUAAAAGAAAUUGUACUUUCUUACACUUUCUUUGAAGCCAAAGAUGGGAUAAAAUUACCUAUGCCAAAUUUUAUGAAAAAAUGAUAAAGAUUAUAAUAAAAGAUGUGUUAGUAUUUCAACGAAUAUUUAUUUGAUAUUGUUUAUGAAUGUGAUGUAAAAUAUUAUUUUAUCUUUAUUUUCUAAAAAGAACUAUGCGAUAGGAUAUGAUGAUAUAAUGUAAUAAUAGUUUUAAUAAGUAAACGUUGAAAUUUAAAACUUAAAGAGAAUAUUAAUCGGGUAAGCGCGUCUAAGACUUGAAACCUUUUCUUGAUCGAUGUGUAUCGCGUCAAUUUUCAACGCAAGAUCGUGUUCCAAUGUUGUUUGUGCUUUUAAUAAGUUUUGAUGUUGAUUCUCUAAUUCUUUCAAUUUACUGUACAUUCUUUCCAUUUGAUGAUUUAUUUCGUCGAUUUCUUUUUGGAGACUGUUAACACGAUAUUUACAUUAACGUAAUUGUUGGAAAAUUUUUCUCUUUUAUCUUAAUUUACAAGAAUAAAGAAAUUUUAAAUAAAUUUACCUCAUGUGCGCGUAAUCACGACAAUGUUCGAUAUCCGGACGGUGCGUUCUAGUUUGUAAUCUGGUAUAUGCUACUUUUGAUACGUGACUCUUAUCUGCGAUAGCUUUAUGCAUCAAUUCCAAACUUUUUUCAACAUUGAAGAUUUCUUGUUGGACCUGUAAAAAAGAUAGAUUAAAUUGUUAUUUUGAUAUGU